GCCACAUCAUCAAAAUAGACGCAGUAAAUGGAGCAGGGGGCAAUUUGAUUGAAGUUUUACAAUUUCAGGGGGCUAUUUGCCUAUUUCCAAAUUUCAUGGGGUAUUUGACGAAUUUUGAAAUUUCAAAGGGAGGUAUUUGGCAUUUCACUCCUUCUCUGUGCAAUCAAAAAUUUGGUUGAUCAAGUGGUAGAAUUGAUAGGACAAAAAUUCAAAUGUCUGGAAUAAUGUAUUUGAAUCUGCAACGUUAAUGUCAUUGAAUCUGCACUGAAUUUGGAUCAAAACAAACCUGCAAAUCUGAACAAAAACAAACAUCGUACCAAGACGAAAAAUCAAAACAAAAACUCCGCACUAGACAGAACACCAGAUGAAAAAAUCAUGAAAGAGAAAACUCGAAUGAAAUCUAAUAAGGGGUCGAAAUUUGACUUUCGAAUUUCUCUCUCCGAUAUGAAUCUACUAUUUUUUUUUUUAAAAAAAAAAAAUGAUUCAUAAGACUCUAAACGACAUCGUAUCCCCACAUUCCCUUUCCUUAGAAUUCUAGGGUUUUAUCCAACAUUUCCCUCCCAAACCAACAAUGGCUUUUUCUCUAACUCAGACCAAAUUCACAUUUCAAUUCAACUCUUAUCACAGACACAAACCCCUUCUACCAAAAUCCCUCAAAACGUUAAUCUCAAUGUCACAGGGAAAAUCCAAAAGACCAAUUUGCCCUUCAUGUUCCAAACCCACUCGAACUUGUCUCUGCUCUCGAAUCCUCACCUCUCCAAUCCCUAAUUCCAUCAAUGUAACCAUUCUUCAACACGCUCUUGAGUGUAAUCACCCUCUUAAUUCUACCAGAAUUGCUAAAAUGGGUCUCAAGAAUCUCACAAUUGCCACUGUUUCUGAUGUUAAAUUUGAAUCUCAAUUCCUUAUUCACUUAUUUGAUUCCAAUUUGUCAAAAUGUUUGUUUUCUGAUGAAAUUGAAGAUGCCCAUGAUUUGUUUUGUGAUAAAGAUUCAAACUUGAUUGAUAUUGAUAGUGCUGGUUUGGAAAAUGAUGUUGAAGAUGUUAUUUUCAAUAAUUCUAGGGUUGAAACUGUGAAUCAAGUGAAUGAUGAUGAUGGUGGUGUUGUUGUGAAUGAUGAAGUUAAGAAAAUUUCAAUCCGUCGAAAUGGUGAUGAUGUAACUAGUGGUUAUGGAGGACCUGUGCCAUUACUGUUACUAUUACCAAAUAUGGUUCAAUUACAUCUUUGUCUCAUAUUUGGAUGCAGAAAUGUGAAUCUAAUGAGUUAGGUUUUGACAAGAUUUUGUCUUGUGUUGAAGCAUGUGAAGCACUCUCAAAAGGGUUUAUGGUGAAGAAGUUGCAAAGGAAGCAGUUGAAUGGGGAAAAAAAUGUGGAAGAGUAUGAAGAAUUUGAGCUUGAGGUACGAAUAUGAAUUUAUUCAAAAGAUCGUGGAAGAUGCCAAUCAUAUUAAAAGUCGUUUGCAAAUAGGAAGCAUAUAGAUAUGUUAACUACAAUUACAUGUUCCUAAAAAAGUAUAAGUAUUAGCUGGAUAUCUCGCAGUCAACUUGAUUUCAUGUCAGAUAUAUAUGUGUAUUUCUGCUUGUAUCUGAGAUAUAGAAAAAAUAAACUCUUCUUCACCAAAGGGUUGCUUUUUGUAUUAAAAAGCUAUCAGCUGAGAUAAUUGAUAAAAGCAUAUUUGUAUUCUUCAACUGUCAUUUGUCUAUUACCUGUUACAG
Molecule: messenger RNA, 1711 nt
Organism: Trifolium pratense (red clover)
Lineage: Eukaryota; Viridiplantae; Streptophyta; Magnoliopsida; Fabales; Fabaceae
Exons: 2
Coding region: 572-1264 (230 amino acids)
Source: RefSeq, a predicted model, not a curated record